AUUCUUAAGAUAGUUUUUAAGUUUAAAUUAAUUUUACAUAUAUGUGAAAAGUUGUAUUAAAAAAUUCGCCCGUUAUUAAAUAUAAUAUUGUUCUUUGGAAACCUCUGUGAAUGUUAUUUAAUUGUAAAUGUACAUGCAAAAUUGUAUCCUCUUUUGUCUGCAAAAUUGUAUGUGCAUGUAUGUAUUCGCAAAAUUUAAGUCUAGUCUGUUAAGUUAAUUAAGAUAUUGUUGAGUAGUCUAGGCAGACAACUUUAUCUUAAAAGUCCCAGUUUAAACAGUUCUUAUACAGAAAUUGUAUGAUAUGUAUACAUAUGAAAUAUGAAUAUUUUAUUUACCCAUAUAUACCCCUUGGAAUAAUCAAUGCCCCCAACGAAUACAGACAAUGCAAAUCUACACAAUACCAACAAUAUAUUUAUCUUUAUUCGCCUUUACACAAAAAGCUUAUGUAUAUCGAAUAUAAUACUAUUUUUUCAGGAUCUUCGAAUGUGAUGAAAACCAUACCUCUCUCUUCUCUUUUAUAUCUUUCUUCUUUUCCUAUAAAACAUUUAAUACUUACAUAUUUCACCAUUUACAUUUAUUCUUAUUUUAGGUGGCUAUAUAAUUUUUCAUUACAGGAAUUUGAUUAAAACAAUCGUAAGAUGGUCCUAUCUGCAAAACUCAUAUACUCUUCCAUUUAAGUUCAUCCUAUAGCCAAAACGUCCGUCCGUUUUUAUAUCCGUUUGUCCGUCCGUUUGUAUGUCCUUCCGUUUGUAUGUCCGUUUGUCCGUCCGUUUGUCCGUCCGUUUGUCCGUCCGUUUGUCCGUCCGUUUGUCCGUCCGUUUGUCCGUCCGUUUGUAUGUCCUUCCGUUUGUCCGACCGUUCCGUCUGUAUGUUUCUUAUGUUAUGUAUGUUGUAUAUGUUUCUUUUUAGCAAAAUAAGAUGUGUCUGGUUUCCUUGCCACCUAUGCAAUCCCCUUGUGAGAUCUUAAACUUGUUAUACGCCUAAAUAUGAUAAAUGCUUUCUAUGAAUAACCUUUAUAUUUACAGAUUAACUGCACCGGAUGACGUGGCAUUUUAUUUGUAACAUAUUUAAAAUUAAAUCAAACAUUUAAAGAAUGUUUAAUUUAAUUUACACUGAAUUCAUUUAGCACUGGGCCUUUAGUAGGGGUUAAAUCUUAUAUGCGCCAAGUUGUUAAAUAUUCAUAACUUUUGGGGAAAGUAUCAUCUCAAUGAUAGUGCGGGAAAAUUAAGCUGAAAUUAAAUAGGGCGUAAUAAAUAGAAAUCCUUAAACUAUCACUCUGAUUCGGAGUUUUACAGGAAUGGCGGCAUAUGAGUAAAGAUAGUUUUAUUGAAAUGACUCCUAAUGACAGACGAAAAAGAGAUUAUUUCUGUGUAUUUGCAUAUGCCCAUCUCUUGGGUAAAGGAUCAAUGGUAAUGAUUAUAAAUUUCAGUUUUAAAAACAUGCAUCGGAUACAUGACGACGAGUAUUCCGAGGAUGCCAAGGAAUCGGACUUUAAGAGUUCGAUUCAGAAGGAGAUAUCAGUGAAGUCGAGACACCAAAUUUCCAUACCAGACAUAUGCUCAGAUGCUGUUAAGAACAAUUGUUUUCCGCCGACUGGCUUUCUCAAUAACUCGAUCACCUUUGCCUCACAUGUAGUUAAGUGCAGCUCACCGGCCUCGAGCAUCGAUGAAUCCUCAACGGCGGCCCAGCAGCACGAAUCCAAUCCACACAUGCAUAUACAGGGUCAGCAUAUGAUGGCUCCCGUUCCCGAUCUGGGUUUCUACAAUGUGCCCGAGUUCAUAUCCGAGCAGGAGAAGCUCAUGUUCUCCGAUGCAGAGAGAUUCUUGCGGUCGAAGGAUAAUGAGGUGUGCAACAAUGAUUUCAGCUAUAUGCACGAUGAGUUCGCCAUGCGGAAGUACUAUCAUCCGUUAUUUGCUCAUGGCAUAUGCCGUUGGCCUGGUUGCGAAAUGGAUUUGGAAGACAUCACAUCGUUUGUCAAGCAUCUGAAUACGGAACAUGGUUUGGACGAUCGAUCAACAGCACAGGCACGGGUUCAAAUGCAAGUUGUCUCCCAGCUGGAAUCCCACCUGCAAAAAGAACGAGAUCGCUUGCAGGCAAUGAUGCAUCACUUGUAUUUGUCCAAGCAGCUUUUGUCUCCCACCAAAAUCGACAGGAAGGACGUGCCCGGAAGAGAGGGAAAGUUUUGCCGGAGUCCGCUUACCGUAAAUAGCAUAGGCCGACCCAUCCGACAAACAAAUUCACCGAGUCCUCUGAAUCUUCCAAUGGUUAAUUCCACCAACUUGUGCUCGAUCAAAAAGAGAAACCACGACAAAAAUACAUUUUCCAUAAAUGGGGGAUUACCCUAUAUGCUUGAAAGAGCAGGUCUUGAUGUGCAACAGGAAAUCCAUCGAAACAGAGAGUUUUAUAAGAAUGCUGAUGUACGACCGCCUUUUACUUAUGCUUCCCUCAUAAGACAGGCUAUAAUUGACUCCCCUGACAAGCAGUUAACCCUAAACGAAAUCUACAACUGGUUCCAAAACACAUUUUGCUACUUCCGGCGCAACGCAGCUACGUGGAAGAAUGCGAUUCGUACGAACCUUUCCUUACACAAGUGCUUUGUACGUUAUGAAGAUGACUUUGGCUCGUUUUGGAUGGUCGACGAUAAUGAGUUUGUCAAAAGGCGGCACUUGUCGAGAGGGAGACCCCGGAAAUAUGAACCGUCCUCCUCCCCAAAUUCAUGCCAAUCCGGCAAUGGUGUGCCCACUGAUAAGAAUCCCUGCGACAAUUGUACGCAACAUUGCACUAGUUUGCCACCGGGUGCUGAUAAUCCUCUAGAUUCCAAUAAUCCAAAUGAUUUAGGCAGAAUUGGUUGUCUUCCCUAUUGCGGUAGUGAUGGUUUAAGUAAAGCGUCCAAGGACUAUAGCAAUAUGGACUCGGGUAUGAUCGAAAGUAACAGCCACUUGACAAUCGAUGAAUAUUCUACUAAUAUGUACGAGAGUAGUGCCAAUGAGCACAAUCGAUAAAUAAUAUAUCAUUAACUAUACAUAUAUUUAGAUGCAUUGUCGAGUAAUCUGCGUUUGGUAAGAAGGUUCGGAUUCGGAAAUUAUAUCUGUACAUACACAUGGUUCUAUGUAUAAUUUCCCAAAUAGAAAUGAAAAAAUACUUUUAAAAUAAAUUUCACUAAUGCUAUAAAAUAAACGAAAGAACUACGUUAAAUUAUUAAAGCAAAAUUAAUGUGUUUAAACUUGCUUUAAUAACUCCACUUAUAACACGAUUUUAAUAUACGAGUACAACAUAUAUGAAUAUUUUCACUUUUCAGCAAGGGAGAAAACAUUUAAAAGCUAUAGCUUGAUAAAAUUUUAACAAAACUGUUUUAAAAGUCACAAUAUGAUUUUUUUUUAAGGAAACUAUUUUCAGGUAUACCUUCUGUUAAAAAUCUGGACCCUUGAGAGCUUUAGAUUUGGAAACUCCUUAGUAAACGUAUAUGCUUUUCUGCUGACUUAUCUAAUUUCCUUCUAAUUUAAGAUCAUUAACGAUACUCAGUGACCUAAAUAAAUUCCUCAAAUAUACAAC
Molecule: messenger RNA, 3552 nt
Organism: Drosophila melanogaster (fruit fly)
Lineage: Eukaryota; Metazoa; Arthropoda; Insecta; Diptera; Drosophilidae
Gene: FoxP
Product: forkhead box P
Exons: 7
Coding region: 1440-3002 (520 amino acids)
Biological process (GO): regulation of DNA-templated transcription
Cellular component (GO): nucleus
Molecular function (GO): DNA-binding transcription factor activity; DNA binding; sequence-specific DNA binding
Source: RefSeq, marked reviewed